Molecule: messenger RNA, 1020 nt
Organism: Aspergillus tanneri
Lineage: Eukaryota; Fungi; Ascomycota; Eurotiomycetes; Eurotiales; Aspergillaceae
Product: putative short chain dehydrogenase/reductase family oxidoreductase
Exons: 2
Coding region: 1-1020 (339 amino acids)
Cellular component (GO): cytoplasm
Molecular function (GO): oxidoreductase activity, acting on the CH-OH group of donors, NAD or NADP as acceptor
Source: RefSeq, a predicted model, not a curated record
AUGUCUUUCUCCGUCAAGGGAAGGUCCGCCAUAGUCACCGGCGCAGGUUCAGGUAUCAACCUUGCCUUUGCCAAGCUGUUGCUAGAGAACGGAUGCAACGUCCUGAUUGCCGAUCUGGCCCUUCGUCCCGAAGCAAAUGUGGUCGUGGAUAACUACUCGACCCCAUCUAAUGGCCCUCGGGCGGUCUUUCAAGAGACCGAUGUGACGCACUGGAAACAACUGGAGGAGAUGUUCAAGGUUGCUGAGAGAGAAUUCGGGGAAAUUGAUAUUGUGUGCCCAGGAGCUGGGAUCUACGAGCCAGUAUGGCAUCCCUUAUUCCCCACGUUCAUCCAUCUAACGUCUUUUCCCUACCUGUCGCAGCACUGGAGUAACUUCUGGCGCCCUCCGGGGACGCCUGACAGUCGAGAUCCGCAGCAUGGAGAUCGAUACGCACUACUGGACAUCAACCUAACUCACCCGAUUCGUACGACUCAAUUGGCCAUUUCCCAUUUCCUGAGCAAUCGAACAAACCAAAGACGCAAACACAUUGUGCAUAUUUCCAGUAUCGCCGGCCAAAACCCCGCUCUGGCAGCCCCCAUUUAUGUGGCCACCAAACACGGGAUCAAUGGCCUGGUACGGUCGUUGGCCAAGCUCGACAGGAAGUUCGGUAUCCGUGUUACGGCCGUUGGGCCAGGAGUCAUUAAAACCCCGUUGUGGACGGAUCACCCGGAGAAAUUGAAAAUGGUGGACGAAAAAUCGGACGAAUGGGUCACCCCCGAAGAAGUAGCAGAGGUGAUGCUGGCUCUCAUCCAGCAGGAUAAUGUCAGUGAAAUCAUUGGUGACAAAACGGGCCAGGGCCUCCAAUUCCCUAUUCGUGGAGGAACCGUGCUGGAAGUGUCCAAAACCGUACGCUUUGUGAGCCCAUUCAAUGAUCCUGGGCCGGGAAAUAGAGCUGGGAAUACCGUGUCUGAUAUGAAUGUGCUGGAGGAUGAAGUAUUUGGGCUGUUGUCGCAGGGGGGAUGGGGGAAAUCAAAAUUGUAA